Messenger RNA from Merops nubicus (carmine bee-eater), 300 nucleotides. It is a transcript of the gene ERMN, whose product is annotated as ermin, ERM-like protein. The transcript has a single exon. NCBI's taxonomy places the organism in Eukaryota, Metazoa, Chordata, Aves, Coraciiformes, Meropidae. The annotation marks the transcript as partial. Gene Ontology annotation, cellular component: internode region of axon; neuronal cell body; filopodium. Gene Ontology annotation, molecular function: actin filament binding. Gene Ontology annotation, biological process: actin filament organization; regulation of cell shape; regulation of cell projection organization. The record is from RefSeq and is a predicted model, not a curated record.
GAGGCGGAGGAGGAGGAGGAGGACACGGAGGAGGAUGAAGUUCAGGUGAUCGACAUGAAGAAGGAGAACAGCGAGGUGUCCUGCCUCAAGCAGCCAGACAGCGUCACGGGGACAUCUUCCCCCACCAGCCCCAGCUGCAACUCCCAGCUGGAGAAACCUGGGGAGCAGCCCAGCCUGGGGAAAAAAAAUGAUAUCUCCAGACACAGCUACUCCAGAUACAACACAAUCUCCUACCGGAGGAUCAGAAAAGGAAACACCAAGCAGCGAAUCGACGAGUUUGAGUCCAUGAUGCACUUAUGA